Auanema sp. JU1783 is the source of this 4149-nucleotide messenger RNA. Lineage: Eukaryota; Metazoa; Nematoda; Chromadorea; Rhabditida; Rhabditidae. The record is from the annotation of a GenBank genome assembly.
AUGGGUGACAAAUACAACAGAAGUUCAUCGAAAUCACUAAACGAAAGCUUUGACGUGUUUGAAGAUGAUGGCCAGGAGAGAGCCCCAAGCGAAUUGGAAGAUUCUUUCGAUGUUUUCGAAGCUUCUUUCUCUCAUAUACCAUUAGAAAGCACCGCGUCAACUAAUGAUUUUCACGAGAGAUUAAAUAGAUCAUUCUCAUCAAAUGUAUCAAGACUCACCCAAAGUACUAACAGACCUGUAUCAACCACAUCUCGCGCUACUCCUGAUGAUUCAUUCGAUGAAACAAUGGUUUUCACGAUAUCCUCGGACUCCUCAGACACUGAACUCGAUACGACAUUCGCUACGGAAAAUACUUCUGGAACAUUUUCUCCCCCAAAUUGCGUCACCCCAACAAUACUAACUUCGACUCCGAUCCCACCUGAUGCCUCCACUACGCCUCGCACACCAUCAGCACUGCGACCUAUCUCAAGAUGUUCAGUGGUUUUAACAUCUACUCCAAUACCACCAGAUGAUUCUUCAACUCCUGUCCGUGCAUCUGCAACGUCGUCCUCUACUCGUAGAUCUCAAAAAAUACUAGAAUCUGUCACGAGAACUUCUCGAGUGAUUACGUCUACCCAAAUACCUGUACGAACUCCGGUGAAGACAAUGAGCGUUGUACAGACAGAGAAUGUGGAUACUCCAGCUGGAACACCUCUGAAAUCAACAACACAGUUGACAGCGUCUGCAGUUCAACCUGAAGGGGAAGUUUUCAAAGCCGAGCUUGCGAAUACAAGCUUCUCUCAGGCUCAUGACAGUUCAUUUGAUGAAAUCGACGCCUCGGCUUAUGGAACCACCAACUUGGAUGAUCUUAGUUUACCUGGGCCAUCAACAUCAACCAGCUCAGACAUUCCUGCUGAUAUGAAGGUUCCCAUUGAUCUAAAAAAGCCUCACGAGGACUUCAGAAGGAAACGUGAUCAAAUCGCAGCAAUUAUGAAUUCAGAAGACCCUGAUGUCGGAAUGGGGGAGCGAUAUGGUUCUUACAUGCAUCUGAAGAAAACAAAACUGCAAUAUCAAGUUAAUGUACUUGCAAAGCCAAAAUCUACUGUUUCCAAGUUGUUCGAAGGGAUAUCCAUUUUCGUAAAUGGACACACAGAUCCAUCUGCUCUUGAGCUCAGAGAGUUAAUACAAGCUCAUGGUGGGGAAUAUCACUGCUACCUAGAGUAUGGAACAACUACCUACACUAUCGCUUCUUCGCUAGCGGCAGCGAAAGUGAAUAAAGCUAGAGUUAAUGAAAUAUUCUUGUUACCCAGCUGGAUUGUGGAUAGCAUAUCGGCUGGAACCAAACUUCCUAUUCACAAGUACAUACUCCACUCGGGAAGCAUUGAGAAAGCAUCAUCAAGUAAAGCCAUCACUAACUUUCUUAAGAGACCAGAUUCAUCACUGAGUGAUACUUCUACUAAAAGUAACUAUGAAGAACCUAUUCUUGAUGCUCGUGAUCCAAACUUUCUACAACAGUUUUAUUCAAGAUCACGUCUUCAUUUAAUCUCAACAUUAGCUCAAGAGAUGAAAGAUUACAUUAACGUUCUACGAGAAGACAAUGACUUCAAGUGUUCGCGUUUGGAUGAAAUUGACUUGAAAAGUGAGGAUGAAGGUCCUAGUGAACCCGUCUUUUUCCACGUUGAUUUAGAUUGUUUCUUUGUUUCUGUUGCUUUAAGAAGUCGCCCAGAUUUGAUUGGUAAGCCCGUAGCUAUCACUCAUAGCAAGGGUUCCGCUAAUGCUCCUGGAAUGUCUGAAAUCGCUUCAUCCAGUUAUCCAGCGCGUGCUUUAGGGUUGAAGAAUGGAAUGCUGGUACGCGAUGCUCUGAAAUUGUGUCCAUCUCUGAUAUGCUUGCCAUACAGCUUCGAUGAGUAUCGGGAAGUUUCGAAGACAAUUUAUACUAUCGUAGCAAGAUAUUGCAAAGAAAUAAAAGCCGUGUCUUGCGAUGAGAUGUAUAUCAAUUUUUCAAGAACAUGCCGAGAAAGACAUAUCUCUGAUAUAUUAAAGUUGGCUGAAAGUAUACGUGCUGAUGUUCGUCAGGACACUGGAUGUUCUGCAUCAGUUGGUAUUGGACCAACCGUCCUUAUCGCCAGGCUCGCUUCACGGUAUGCUAAGCCAGACGGUGUUCGUUGGGUUCAACAACACGAAGUUGUGUCUUUCAUUGCCAAAGAAAAAAUAUCGAAUUUGCCUGGUAUUGGUUAUGCGAUGAUGGCGAAAUUGGUAGAAGUUUUUGGAGAGUUAGAGCUGUGCCGAGAUCUGCAGGGUAUAUCAGAGACCGAACUGACCGGUUUGUUUGGAAAGAAAGUUGGAACACAGAUUUAUAAGCUAUGCCGAGGUGAAGAUAGUUCAGAGAAAGAUUUCCUUGAGAGUACUGUACGCAAAUCUGUAUCAUGCGACAUUAACUAUGGUAUUCGUUUUACAAAGCGAGAAGAAGUCGACAGAUUCCUUGGAGUUCUGGGUGCGGAGUUGGAGAAAAAGCUGGAUUCUUGCAAAAUGGUGACUGGGUCGUUAACUCUCAAGCUUAUGGUGAGAAGUGCUCAUGCUCCCGUAGAGACCGCAAAGUAUCUAGGACAUGGAAGGUGUGAUACAAGCAGCAAAAGUGUUUUGUUCAAAGUUCCCACCAAAGAUCAGAAUUUUUUAACACAGGAAGCAAUUAAGCUUAUGAAUCAAAUGAGUCCAACUGUGGAGGAUUUGAGAGGAAUUGGUUUACAAUGUGGAAGAUUGAAGUCCGAAAAAGGACCCAGUAACACCGAGAUGGAUAUGCGUUCAUUCUUCCGAGUUCGUCGUCCGCCACAACAACAGCCAAAAAACAUAGAGCCUUUAGUUUCAUCCAAAAUAAGGAAGUCUAAGUUCGGCGGAAUUGUUGAAAGAGAUAUACCUAUGGCAAACGCUAAGCCGGUACUGUUUGGUGAAUCUGACUCAUUCCAAAUCCGACAAGUUCUGAAGGAAAUGCUGCUUUAUGAACCAACAGAGUCAGUUGUGUUUGCCAUUGUUGAUUAUCUUUAUGAGCUAAUGGCAAGUGGAUAUUUGGAUAAUCUGCUUUCAAUUGCAAAAUUUCUCAAUCGCAUGGUCUAUGGAAACGAUUGUCACGAGGGAUGUAAUUUGAUUAGCCUUCAAGCCAUGAACCACAAUAGAAGAUCAGAAACAUCUUCCUCCUCAUCUACUUUAUAUUCUACAAUGGCUGUGAAGAAAAUUCAAGUUUUUAAAAAUGGAGACGUUCAUCAUCCAGGAAUACGAGUAGUCAUAAAUCGAAAGCAAGUUCAUGAUCUUGAUGUUCUAUUCAUCGCUCUGACAGAACGUAUCGAUUUGCCAUAUGGAGUAAAGAAAUUAUACACAACAGGUGGGAAGAGCAUAAAGUCCAUCGAAGAGUUGGAGGAUGGAAAGGAUUAUAUUGCCUCUUCUAACAUUUUCAUUCCAAUACAUUAUGGGAGUAAUAGCCGAAUACAUUCAUCUGUUCGCAAAUCAAGAAGCUUGGAGCCAGAAGCUAGAAAGAAAUUGAAGAAAAAGCGCGCUUCGUCCACGAAGCGGUUAUCGCAUCCACCGGAAAAGGAAGUAGCUGUCAGGCCUGCAGCGGUUGAUGAGAAUUCUAUUAAGAAGAAAACAACUAAAAAGUUAGUUGUGAAAGAAAAGAAAAUAGCUGAAAUUGAUUCAAAAAACAAUAAAAAGAAUAAGAAUGACGAGAAAGCAAAGAAGGCGCCCAGAAAGCCUGAACAGAAAGUGGAAAGCAAGAAGAAAGACCUGGACAUUUUAGUUUUACCUACGAAAUCGUCCUCUACAACUAGGAGUUCGUCAGUAAAAAAGAAAGAGGUUAAUAAGCCCAAAACUGCGGACUCGCAAAGGAAGAAGAGAGAAAGUGAAGAGCAGGUUAUCGAAAAAGUUGAGAAGAAAGAGCCAAAACAGAAGGAAGAGGAAGAAAGUGAGGCGGAAAAAGUGACAGAAGUUGAAAAGAAAGAUGACCACUCCAACGAUGAAGAUGAAGAAGUUGACGAUGAAGAAGAAGAAGAAGAAGAAGAAGAAGCAGAGGCAGAAGAUGAGAAUGACGAAGAAGAAGAUGAAGAUCACGAUGACGAAGAUGAUGAAAAAGAAAAUGAAAAGUCAAAGAGAAAUGCAAAGGAAGACGGUGGAAAUGAAUGA